Messenger RNA from Micromonas commoda, 2880 nucleotides. RefSeq names its product glycosyltransferase family 22 protein. Gene Ontology annotation, molecular function: calcium ion binding; alpha-1,2-mannosyltransferase activity. Gene Ontology annotation, cellular component: endoplasmic reticulum membrane. The transcript has a single exon. The record is from RefSeq and is a predicted model, not a curated record. Gene Ontology annotation, biological process: GPI anchor biosynthetic process. Bases 1 to 2880 code for a protein of 959 amino acids. NCBI's taxonomy places the organism in Eukaryota, Viridiplantae, Chlorophyta, Mamiellophyceae, Mamiellales, Mamiellaceae.
AUGGCGAAGCCUCACUCGUUCAUGAAGGGCCUCUUCGACAGCGCCCUCGGCGACGUCAUGGGCAACAUCAUCUCGGACCUCGGUCACGAGCUCAGCGACGACGUCCUGAGCACCCGAGCCGCCAGGGCGUUCCGCGCCUUCGACACCGACGGUUCGGGGCGCCUCGAGUUCCACGAGCUCCAGAGGGCGAUGGACACCCUCCCGAACAGCUGUCGCCCCGCGCGCGAGGCCGACGCCAGGGCGCUGUUCCGUCGCUUCGACGCCGACGCGUCCGGCGCGCUCGACGUCGACGAGUUCGCCGCGCUCGUGCGAUGCCUACGCAGCAGGGCGCGCCUCGAUCGCAUGCCCGGAGUCAUCUACUGCGGGGGCGUACUCAUGAACCCUUCGAGCAACCCCGAACUCGCACGCCGCCUGCUCUACUCCAAGCCAUACGAGCCGUGGUCCGUUCUCGCGCGCGCCAUCGCCAAGCCCACCAGGGUGGUGGCGUCGGCGACGAACGUCGUCUCCAACGGCGACGCGCGGGGAUCGUCGAGGAAGGCGGCGUCCGCGAUGUGUCACGCCGAUUCCGACUCGGAAGAUGACUCGGGUGAUUCCGGGUCGGAGCGGGACGACGACUCGGCGCUGGAGGAUCCCGGCGGAGGAGGAGGAGGCGCACGCGGGGGCACGCACAUAGUCCGCGCGUCUCACAAACCCCGCACUUCCACUUCCACCGCCUCCUCCUCCUCCAAGAAAACGUCCAGAAACCGAGGGAGCGCUCUGUACGCCGCGUUGCUCGCGGUUCGACUGCUCGCGUGCCUCGCGCCCGGGUACGUCCACCCCGACGAGUACCACCAGUCCGUGGAGGUGGCCGCCGCGGACGUGCUCGGCGUGGAAGUGGACCACCCGUGGGAGUUCACGUCGAAGAACCCGGCGAGAUCGGCGCUGGCGCCGCACUUGAGCGCGGGGUGGACCUACGGGGCUUGGCGGUUGUUCCGUCGUUGUCGGGCGUUGUUCGCCGGCGGGUUUCAAAAACACCCCACGUUCGAUUUCUUCGAGGAGCACGAGGAGCGCGUGCUUCCCGCCGUGGUGUUCCUCGCGCCGAGGCUGGGGAUGUUUUUCCUGUCGCUGACGCUGGACGCCGCCGCGUAUUCGUGCGCCGAGUCGUGUUCAAAAUCAUCCGGGACAAAAUCGGGUCAAACGAAGAGAUCGGGUCAAACGGCGGGGGCGGAUGCUCGAAUCGCGUUGGCCUCGUCGUGGCCCGUGCUGGUCUUCGCCGUGCGCCCGUUCAGCAACUCGCUCGAGGCGUGCCUCCUCGCGGUCGCCGCGCUCGUGACCCUCGCGAGGCCGCGGUGGUACCGGUGGAGAGUCUCCGGCACCCUCGGUUUCAUCGCGGCGAUCGGAAUCUGGACCAGGUUCACCUUCGCGCUGCUCGCGAUUCCCCUCGGUGUGCGAAACCUGGAGAGCACGCUCCGGUUUCGGGUGUACCCGCUGGCGUCCUCGGUGCUCGUGACGUGCGUCGGGGUGUCGAGCUUCGUCGCCACCGCGGCGGUUUUGAUCUCCGCGGAUACGGCGUAUUACCUCGGCGGAAAAGCGCUGGUGGACGCGUUGAACGAUCCGUUGAACAACAUGUUCAACAACGUGGUGGUGGCGCCGCUCAACUCGCUUCGAUACAACGCGAACGUCGCCAACCUCGCGGCGCACGGUCUGCACCCGCGCGGGACGCACCUCGCGGUGAACGCGCCGAUGAUGUUCGGCCCCCUCGCGUUUUUCGCCUACGCAGCGCUCCUUCGCUCGAUUUUCUCGAAUCACGCGAGGACCGACCGAAGGAAACUCUUGGAGGGCUCCGGCGACGACCACCGCAUCUCGAUCCACCUGCACGCCAAGAGGCCCGCGCCGACGCACGCGCCCAAACGGCGCGCGGCGGGCGUCGGCGGCAGCGCCCGGGCCACCGUCCGGCGGUCGAACCGACGAGCGCUGUGGCUAUGUACGAUUUUGUAUAUCUGUGGCGUCUCCGUGGCGCCGCACCAGGAACCGCGGUUUUUACUGCCGCUCGUCGUCCCCCUCGCGGCUCUCUUCGGCGCUGAGGUGACGAGGACGCGAACGAGAUCGCUCGCGUGGAUCGCGUUUAACCUCGCCGGCUUUAUCGUCUUUGGGGUGGCGCACCAAGGGGGCGUGGCGUCGGCGACGGCGGCGGUGCCCUCCGUCGCCCGCGACGAGUGGACGCGAACGCUCACGAACGCACGCGCCGGGGUGACGAACACGAACGCGAACGACGACGCCGCCGAGUCGCUCCUGAACGGCCUGGAGAGCGAGUCGGCAUCGACGCCGCCGAGGGUACACGCCGCGUUUUGGCGCGUGUACACGCCGCCGCUGGCGCUGUUGGCUCGCCGAUCGCCCGAGGAGCACGCGUGGGAGACCGGCGCGACGUUGGCGUCGACGCCGCCGCUCGCCGCGUGGCGCCGACGCAACCGGGUCGUCUCGGCGAGCGACUUUUCUUCCUCCGACGACGUUUCCGGCGACUACGCCGGCGACUUUUCCGGCGCCAUCAAUCCCGACCUCGACGAGACGCGACCCGCGUUGGACCAAAAGUCCCUUCACAGGGUGCACGCCGCCGACCUCACGGGUUUGCCCGCGGCCGGGGUCAAGUACGCGCUGAGGCACGGUCGGUGCGAGGGCGCGGCGGAGCGCGGGGAGCCCUGCGUCACCCUUCUCGUCGCGCCUGUGACGGCGGUUGAGGCAGACGAGGCCCUGGCGGCUGCGGUGGAGGCGGUGAGGACGUUCGGUCCGCACUUCUCGGGGGAGGAGAUGGACGCGUACGUCCGCGCCUAUCGAACCGGGGGCGCUCGCGCGGUGCUGGAGGGCAUGCGCCUCGGCGUGUAUCGGGUCAAGGAGUCCGCGUAG